Messenger RNA from Meleagris gallopavo (turkey), 4297 nucleotides. NCBI's taxonomy places the organism in Eukaryota, Metazoa, Chordata, Aves, Galliformes, Phasianidae. The record is from RefSeq and is a predicted model, not a curated record.
UUGACAUGCUGCUUUUCACAGGUCACUGAUCUUGAUGAUGAGGUUGGGUCCCCAGCUGAAGAGUUCAAAGCCUUUGCAGCUGAUUCUGGCAUGAACAGGAGCCAGUCAGAAUACUGCAAUGUUGGCACCAAGACAUACCUAACAAAUCAUCCUGCCAAGAAGUUUGUGUUUGACUUCAUGCGUGUGCUGAUAAUUGACAAUUUGUGUCUCACGCCAGCCAGCAAACAGACUCCACUGGUGGAUCUUCUGCUGGAGGCUUCCCCUGAAAGAUCAACACGAACGCAGCAGAAGGAGUUUCAGACCUAUGUUUUGGAUAGUGUGAUGGACCACUUACUUGCAGCCGAUGUUUUAUUGGGUGAAGAUGCAUCUCUGCCCAUAACAAGUGGAGGAAGCUACCAAGUCCUGGUGAACAACGUGUUUUAUUUUACACAGCGUGUGGUAGAUAAGCUUUGGCAGGGCAUGUUCAACAAAGAAUCCAAACUUCUUGUGGAAUUCAUAAUCCAGCUAAUUGCACAGUCAAAAAGAAGAUCUCAGGGACUAUCGCUGGAUGCUAUUUAUCACUGCCUGAACAGAACUAUCUUGUAUCAGUUCUCAAGAGCACACAAAACUGUUCCUCAGCAAGUGGCUCUCCUUGAUUCUCUGAGGGUCCUCACUGUGAACAGAAACUUAAUUUUGGGACCUGGAAAUCAUGAUCAAGAGUUCAUCAGCUGUCUAGCUCACUGCUUGAUUAAUCUGCAUGUGGGAAGCAAUGUUGAUGGGUUUGGAUUGGAAGCAGAAGCCAGGAUGACAACUUGGCACAUUAUGAUCCCUUCAGAUAUAGAACCAGACGGAGUCUACAAUCAAGAUGUCAGUGAAGGUCGCCAGCUUCUUUUAAAAGCUAUAAACAGAGUGUGGACGGAGCUGAUUCAUAGUAAAAAACAGGUUUUAGAAGAAGUUUUUAAAGUGACACUGCCUGUCAAUGACCGUGGCCAAGUGGAUAUAACUGUUGCAAGACCUUUAAUUGAGGAAGCAAGUUUAAAGUGUUGGCAAAAUCAUUUGGCCCACGAGAAGAAGUGCAUCAGCAGAGGGGAGGCCUUGGUUCCGAGCACACAGUCCAAGCUGUCACGAGUCAGCAGUGGGUUCGGCCUCUCUAAACUAACAGGUUCUAGGAGAAACCGGAAGGAGAGUGGACUCAACAAACACAAUCUCUCUACACAGGAAAUUUCCCAAUGGAUGUUUACUCACAUUGCAGUGGUUCGAGACCUCGUUGAUAUGCAGUAUAAAGAAUAUCAGGAGCGUCAGCAGAACGCAUUAAAAUAUGUGACAGAAGAAUGGUCUCAAAUUGAAUAUGAGUUACUACGAGAGCGAGGUCUGUGGGGUCCUCCCAUUGGUUCCCAUCUUGACAAGUGGAUGUUGGAGAUGACUGAGGGGCCCUGCCGAAUGAGGAAGAAGAUGGUGCGAAAUGACAUGUUUUACACUCAGUAUCCCUACAUGCCUGAAGCUGAGCAGGAAACAAACUUGCUGUCUGACCUCUCAAGUAGACUUCCUGAGACAGCUGAUGAUACCGUUCCUCAAAAGAAACCUGCUCGCUACCGAAGGGCUAUAAGUUAUGACAGUAAGGAGUACUACAUGCGCCUGGCAUCUGGAAACCCUGCCAUCUUCCAGGACACCAUAGAGGAAAACACAGUGGGUGAAACCACUCAGCAGGAGCCAGAACAUGGGGAGGACACAAUUGCGAGAGUCAAAGGCCUAGUGAAGCCUCCUCUGAAACGGUCCCGCUCUGCUCCUGAUGGAGGAGAUGAUGAGAACCAGGAACAGUCACAAGAUCAAAUUGUUGAGGGCAGUUCGAUUGAUGAAGAAGAGAAGACUGACAAUACAACUUUGCUUCGACUUCUUGAAGAAGGAGAGAAGAUUCAGCACAUGUACCGCUGUGCUCGUGUUCAGGGCCUUGACACUAGUGAAGGGCUACUCCUCUUUGGCAAAGAGCACUUCUAUGUAAUUGAUGGAUUCACCAUGACGGCCACCAGAGAAAUACGCGACAUUGAGACAUUGCCUCCAAAGAUGCAUGAGCCAAUCAUACCAAGGGGGGCAAGGCAAGGUCCAAGUCAGCUGAAAAGAACAUGCAGCAUUUUUGCAUAUGAAGAUAUUAAGGAAGUACAUAAAAGGAGAUACCUUUUGCAGCCAAUUGCAAUUGAAGUUUUCUCAGGAGAUGGACGAAACUAUCUUCUCGCUUUCCAAAAAGGGGUCAGAAAUAAAGUUUAUCAGAGGUUUUUGGCUGUGGUGCCAUCUCUAACUGACAGUUCAGAGUCGGUGUCUGGACAGAGGCCAAACACCAGCGUAGAACAAGGGUCUGGCUUGCUUAGCACUUUAGUGGGAGAAAAAUCUGUUACUCAAAGAUGGGAAAGAGGAGAAAUCAGUAAUUUCCAGUACCUGAUGCACUUAAACACCCUGGCGGGCCGAUCCUACAAUGAUCUCAUGCAGUACCCUGUCUUUCCCUGGGUCCUCGCAGACUAUGAUUCAGAGGAGUUGGAUCUUACAAAUCCCAAGACAUUCAGAAACCUGGCGAAGCCCAUGGGAGCUCAAACAGAAGACAGGCUGGCCCAGUACAAGAAACGAUACAAAGACUGGGAAGAUCCCAAUGGUGAAACUCCAGCUUAUCAUUAUGGGACCCACUAUUCAUCUGCCAUGAUAGUGGCUUCCUAUCUUGUCCGGAUGGAGCCUUUUACGCAGAUUUUCUUACGACUACAGGGCGGUCACUUUGACCUGGCAGAUCGAAUGUUUCACAGUGUGCGAGAGGCCUGGUACUCAGCAUCAAAGCACAACAUGGCAGACGUGAAAGAGCUCAUCCCAGAAUUUUUCUACCUCCCUGAAUUUUUGCUCAAUUCCAACAAUUUUGAUCUCGGUUGCAAACAAAAUGGCACUAAACUUGGAGAUGUAAUACUUCCUCCGUGGGCAAAAGGAGACCCUCGUGAAUUUAUCAGAGUUCACCGGGAGGCUCUGGAAUGUGACUUUGUGAGUGCACAUCUGCAUGAGUGGAUUGACUUGAUCUUUGGCUAUAAACAGCAAGGUCCUGCUGCAGUAGAAGCUGUAAAUGUCUUUCACCAUCUCUUCUAUGAGGGGCAAGUGGAUAUAUAUAACAUCAAUGAUCCAUUAAAAGAGACAGCUACUAUAGGAUUCAUUAACAACUUUGGACAGAUACCAAAGCAGCUCUUCAAAAAACCACACCCUCCAAAGCGUGUUAGAAGCCGACUGAAUGGGGAAGCUGCAGGAACCUCUGUGCCCCCAGGUUCCACGGGUGACAAGAUUUUUUUCCAUCAUUUGGACAACCUGCGGCCAUCUCUCACACCAGUGAAAGAACUCAAGGAGCCUGUGGGACAGAUUGUGUGUACCGAUAAAGGCAUUCUGGCUGUUGAACAGAAUAAGGUUCUCAUCCCUCCUACAUGGAAUAAAACUUUUGCCUGGGGCUAUGCAGACCUCAGCUGUAGACUGGGUACCUACGAGUCGGACAAGGCAGUAAUUGUUUAUGAAUGUUUGUCAGAGUGGGGUCAGAUACUGUGUGCCAUUUGUCCCAGUCCCAAGCUGGUUAUCACUGGGGGAACAAGCACAGCGGUGUGUGUGUGGGAAAUGGGCAUCUCCAAAGAAAAAGCUAAAGCCCUCACAUUGAAACAGGCGUUACUGGGUCAUACUGACACUGUCACAUGCUUAACAGCAUCACUGGCUUAUCACAUCAUCGUGAGUGGCUCACGGGAUCGCACCUGCAUCAUCUGGGAUUUGAAUAAGCUCUCCUUUCUUACACAGCUUCGAGGUCACAGGGCUCCAGUUUCAGCACUCUGUAUAAAUGAAUUAACGGUAAGAAACAAACAUCCAUAUGCAGUGGGAGUGUUAGCAAGAGCAAAUUAGGCUCUUCCAUUGGUUUGGGGAAGCUUGCGUAAUUUACAUUAAAACUUAUUACCUGGUAUUGGGAAUAAAUUGUAAUGAGAAGAAGAGGAUAGUAAGAGGCACUGUUUGUUAGCUGUUCAUCCAGUUGUAGUGUUGCUGGUGUUUUAAACCACAGCUACUACUUCUCCUCUGCACUAGAUGAAAGGACUGUUUCUUGCCCUUUUCCCAAUUAGGAAGGAAUCAUGAAUUUUAAUGAAGCACGUGUCAGUGAAAAAGAUGGGAGGUUUGAGCUGAGUCAUAAAACAGGCAAGAGAAGGUACUUAAAAUAUGCUGUAGAUUGGUGAAAAAUAAAGGAAUUGAUCUACUUAGUAAAUGCUAUAAAUUCAGCAGACAGGUUGUUACUAAGUCUGUUUUUCUGUGUACAGUCUUAAAAAAAAAA